Messenger RNA from Angiostrongylus costaricensis, 816 nucleotides. NCBI's taxonomy places the organism in Eukaryota, Metazoa, Nematoda, Chromadorea, Rhabditida, Metastrongylidae. The record is from the annotation of a GenBank genome assembly.
AUGAAAAUCGAGGGCGAUCGAAGACCGCUUGCGAUUGCAGUGAAUGGACUGGGAUGCAUGGUGAAGGUAUGCGGUGGCAACGAGAUGAACGAGCUUAGACGAUGUCCGGAUGCCGAUGGUUCAUGUGGAAAUUACCACAGUGAGCGGUCGAAUGGAGAGGUUGUGGACGGUGUAGACAUUCGCUGUCCGAACAAUGCACCAGUUUACGCACCGAUUGACGGUGAGAUGUACUUCUGGAGACCAUUUGGCGGUGCUACCAAUAAGGCUUGUGCUGACAGCGGAGUUCGAAUCGAAGGCACUGGGCAGUGGCAGGGGUAUGCUGUUCACAUUUCCUCUAUCACACUCGACUUUUUCGGUGGUAAGGUGAAAGCUGGCGAAGAACUCGGAAAAGCUAUUGAUAGAAAAUGUUACGAGAAUGGUGCUCGGAGGAAAGUAGAGCCUCAUGUCGAAAUGAAACUCUAUCGCGAAGGAAAGCUCAUCGACCCAACGUAUCAUCUUCAGAAUUGUAUGUGCACCGGGCAGAUAUGUGAGUCAAACUUAAGGAAUAAACUUAUUGGAGAGCCGUUCAAGUCUGAUAAGAGGUACAAUGGAGUUCGCGGGUGGGAUAUAGAAUGUCGAAUGAUGGAAGAUGAAGACGGAGGAGAGAAAAGGGUACCGUUAAUCUUCUCCCCAAUCGCUGGAGAACUUGUAGGACGCUUCCCUAGAACUCGUCUCGUCCUCGAUCAAAACGGUGCCUACUCUGGAUGUGAUAACGAUGGAAUGUUCAUCGUUGGCACUGGUGACUGGAUAGGUGUGUUUCAAUUGCCGAAAAUAUAG